AUGAUGAGAUUAACAACAAUAAGCUGUGGCCUGAGCUUCCUAUCACCUAUAUACGCACGAGUCAUCUCUGACCCUUGUGCUACAACAACCACUCUCCCUGUCAUUACCGUCACAAAAGGCCCCAAUGGCUAUUACAACCAGUACACCCGCACAUAUCAAGAGUUUUACCCCCAAGGCCUGACAUCAAAAGUUUACACUAUCACACAAUUAUGUUCAAGUGUGAAUUGUCAGCCCUUACCUAUCGAGACCGCGCCUCCACCUGGCUUCACAUCUGCUGUGGUCAAGUGUGACAAGUGCGGAGGCUCGGGGACAAAGGUCGCUACUUUGACAUUCCCAAAUGAGUCUGCGCAAGCGUAUUCAUCUUCUGGAUAUGUUGUUGUACCCAUUGCACAACCAACGCAGAUUCCUCUUGGUCAGAGUGAGCAAUCUCAUAGCAGCUCUGUUUCUGAGAAUAGUUCUUCUAGUUCUGAUGCUGGUAAUGCACUGAAUAAUCACGGUACUUCCCUUUCUACAAACAAUUCUCCAGACUCUGGGGAUUCAGCCGCACAAGACUCCGGCAGUGGAAGUCAAGAGAUCCAAGAUAUUUCCAACAUUGGAUCCAUGCAGCCCCAAUCAAACAAUGGAGACUCUUCAGGUGAUGGUGAAUCGUCUGAUGAGACAGAUUCCGUCACCCCUGGAUCUAGGCCAUUGUCCGAGACACCUACCGCUGGUUAUCAAUUCUCUCCCUCCAACUCCUCCCCUGCUGGCUCCGAUGGCCAGUCUUCGUCGUCAAUGGACGACACAGAAUCAUCUGAUACCGCCGCCACAGGAGAUGAGAACCCAUAUCCCAUUUCCAACCAGAAAGUCGGCAACCCAUAUGCAGGUGACACUUCUGGUGCAUCGAGUAACGGAUCCGGCUCGUUGGGCAAUAACUCCCCCUCUACUGGAAGACCAGCCACAAAAGUCUUUGGCGAUGAUAGCUGGAGUCCCGAUUCCCCGAUCACUAUCAAUAGUGCGGGCCAUAUCAAGACAAAUGUCGUUAAAUGUGUAUUGGCGAACACUGCUGGCAUGUUCGUUCUAAGGUUGCUGGUAUAG
This is a messenger RNA of Fusarium fujikuroi IMI 58289, 1074 nucleotides long. RefSeq lists its product as uncharacterized. The record is from RefSeq and is a predicted model, not a curated record. Lineage: Eukaryota; Fungi; Ascomycota; Sordariomycetes; Hypocreales; Nectriaceae. The coding region runs from base 1 to 1074 and encodes 357 amino acids. The transcript has a single exon.